Molecule: messenger RNA, 3485 nt
Organism: Cladocopium goreaui
Lineage: Eukaryota; Dinophyceae; Suessiales; Symbiodiniaceae
Source: the annotation of a GenBank genome assembly
GCCCAAUGCUGGCAGGGAGACUACGGGGGCGAGCACAGAAGAUCGCCAUGAAUCUGCGCUUGGUGAACCCCUUGGGAGAGUACGAUGUGGGUGAUGCAGCCCUGGUGAGGCUGAGCGUGGACGAGGUCUUGGACCCCCUGACGGGGCAGGUGAUUCAACAUGCCAUACCGUCUGGGGUACAGGCAUUGUUGAACGCCUUGAGAUCGGCGUUUGGUGAGGCCCAGCAGCUGCAGGCCACCAAGGCCAUGGAGACAUUCUUCGAGUUUAAACGUGGUCGACUACCUCUACCAGAAUGGUCGGUGCAAUGGCAGUUGAACUACGAGGAGGCAGUGGACCACUCAGGGCUCGAGGUCAACCAGGUCGCAAAGACCUACUUGUACUUCAAGUCCAGCCAGCUGCUUCAGAAAGCCGUGGACGACAUACUGCUUCAGGUGCAUGGUGACAUGAGGAGGUUUGAAGAAGUAAGGACAUUACUUCUUCGAAUGGCACACAGGACCCUGGACAAUCACACCGUGCACUACGAGGACUCCCAGCAGUACUACAUGGACGAGGACGACAACGGGAGCUGGAGCACUAUGAGCGAUCGAUGGACUGACCAGUCCUGGGAGCACUACAUGAAUGACGAGCUCUACAACUGGUACGAGACUGAGUAUGCCUGGGACUACAACUACGACCCUGACUAUGAGGAGACCGACCCAUGGGGAGAGCAGACUUGGUAUGAGUCUGGAUGGAAUGAAGAGCCUGAUGAACCUCAAGCUGCAGAACCUUCAGAAGAACCGCAACAACAAGAGUUCUUCAAGGGCAAGGGCAAAGGCGGCAAGCCAUCAGCCAUGGGCUUAGGAUGUCAUGUCUGUGGCUCCAAGUGGCACAAUGCAGCCUCUUGUCCCAUUGGAGACAAUCAGCAGAGGUUCAACAAGGGCAAGAACAAGGGCAAAGGCAAAGGCAAGUCUUGGAACAAGGGCUACUUUCCCCGCAAGGGCUAUGGCAAGUCCAAAGGCUUUGGCAAGAAGGGCUACCCUCAUGGUGGCAAGUACGGCAAGAGGAACUUCAUGCAGGACGAGAUGCCCGCGAGCUUCAACGACUACUAUGGUGGCUCCUACUUGACCAACACCGAGGACAAGCCGAACAUGCAGAAAGACACUGUGAGGAUUGUGGCUGAAUCCCCCGAGAAGCAGGAGGAGCUCUUGGAUGGCAAGAAAGUGAGAUUCGACGACAAGGUGGAGUACAACAAUGGAGAUGGAGCUCAAGCUGGAGUUGCCAAGAAGCUCAACUUCCCUUCUGGAACCACCGAGAGCAUGGACAGCUACCACAUGGUGCGAGGAUGCAGAGUUUGCGGCCUUUUGGUGGAUCCUGGAGCUUCAUCUGGGCUGGUUGGAACGGACACCUUGAAUGAGCUCCUGAACUCAGGAAUGGUUCCCAGUGGUCGACAAGAUGAAGUGAUCUUUGGACCAUCAUCUACAACGGUCACUGGAAUUUCAGGGCAGUCUGACAGCACCUUGGCUCAGGUGACAUUGCCUUUCGACCUUGCAUGGAGGCAACUUCGAACUGUGGUCCUGACCGAGUGGUUCAGCAACGGCGAUGGUGUCAUGAUCUGCAGCACCAAUGGCAAGAGAGCAGAUGACCCACAGUCCAACUUGGUCUUUAUGCGACUGUUGCUGGCGGAGUCAGGACACUACAUCCUCCCGGUCAACAAGCAGGACCAGCAGCUCUCGCAGAACGAGAUGGAAGAAGUGCAGCGCCUGUGGCAAAAGCGGAACACGGCGACGGCACUUGAGCAGACUUGGCAUGGUGAUCGACAAGGUGGAGAUGAUGGCUACAACAAGAAGCCUGAGAAGUUGCAGUUCGCCAAGGACGUGAUCGAGGAGCCCUACAUCACCAAGAAUGAUAUCGACAUGGACAAGAACAUCGCUGUGGGAGAAGAGCCAGAGAUCCAGGUUCUCAUGGGCAGCAACUACGACCAGGAGUAUGACGACACUUCGCAGCCAUAUCAAGGAGAUGUUCUACCUGGACACCUUCAUGAGAGCAAGCUCAAGUACCUCACCAAGAUGUACAAGGCCGUCCCUGAGGAGUUCUACACGCAGACCAAACGACGGCCAGUGACCCCCAACAAUGCGCGCUCAUGGAUGAGAAAGCGCAGAGGCAAACAUCGCAAGAUCAUUGCCGAGAUGGAGGAAUCGAUGUCUGAGCUGCCAGAUGUGAACUUCUACUCACCAAGUUGCAGGCCGUGGUCAAUAUCGUCAACAAGGCGUGAUCUGGCCCAAACACAGAGAGAAAGAAAUGAGGAGAUGCCGACAGUGAACUACAUCAAGGGCAAGAUCAAAGCUCGGCACAAGCGGAAGAAGGGCUACAUCUUGGAGCAGCCCUGGACAUCAGCUUUGUGGGAAAACCUCAAAGACAAUCCUGGAGAUCUACAACGAACUGACCCAUGCAGGUACAAAGCCAUGGACGAGCUGGAGAACCCGAUCUUGAAACCAACGGGUCUACAAAGCAACAUCCAGUUGCGCUACAGCAUCAACCGAUGCAACGGCCAUCUUGGGCGGAAACAUGGUUGGCUUCAGAGGACAACCAUGGGGCACAAUCGAACGACACUUGCUGCAGUAUAUCCUGAAGCUAUUUGCAGAGCAAUCAUCAAGGAUGUGAAGCGCUACAUCAACAACAAGAACUGCUUUGUCGAGGCCUACUACAAGUGUCAGCGCUGUGCCCAAGGACGUGCAGACCCAAGGGAGAAAAAGAAGAUUGCCAAAGAACAGCAACAGCAGGAGGACAUCUUUGAAACCUUUCGCCGUGAGGCCUUGAAGAACGAGAAGGUCCUCCAGGGCAAGAUGUCCAUCCAUCCUGACUUUGCCAUGAACAACGAACAGACUGCAAUCUUCAAGAUGUGCAUGCUCAAGCUACUGAGUGAAGCACUCGCCUCUUUCGAGGAGUUGGAACAGAACAAGCUUGAGCACAACUACACCCAUUGGCUGGAGGAUCCAACAUCAAUGAGCUGGUUGAAGAAGAUCUUCCUCGACUACAUGGUGAUUGAAGGAGUCUUAGCCAGUCUUCAGCCGUGGUCGAAACCAACGCCUGAUCCUGUCUUGGCCUUGGAGAAGGCGCCUCUGAGACUUCUGGUUCGUGGUGGAAUUGAUCGAUGGACGAUCAUGCAGAUUGAGGACCUCAGAGAGCUCAGUGCCAGUCAAUGGCAUGAACCUAUGGACCUGGACGAUGACUGGAUGGUUGCACUAUUUGGAAGUGACAAGAUCAAAGCCAGGAAGAAUCAUCAUCCUCGGCAUCAUCACGAGCCAUCGUGCCAGUCCAAGAUGAUCGAGCUCAAGAACAGCAACAACAUGCAGACCAAGAAGGUGAACUUGCUCCACUUCAACAACCUGAGAUUGAGGUCUUGUCAGAAGAUCAACCUGAAACUCGAGCUGGAGCCCUUCGUCCAAGCUUUGACUUCAGGAGAGUCUUCAAGCGGCUUCCAACUUUGGUGCAGAAGGGAGAUCUGA